This is a messenger RNA of Papaver somniferum (opium poppy), 1906 nucleotides long. RefSeq names its product probable protein phosphatase 2C 38. Gene Ontology annotation, biological process: protein dephosphorylation. The coding region runs from base 238 to 1404 and encodes 388 amino acids. The transcript has 4 exons. The record is from RefSeq and is a predicted model, not a curated record. Lineage: Eukaryota; Viridiplantae; Streptophyta; Magnoliopsida; Ranunculales; Papaveraceae. Gene Ontology annotation, molecular function: cation binding; protein serine/threonine phosphatase activity.
AAUGUGAAUGGAUUAACUUUUGUUUUGGGUUCCUCUAUCCAUUUUGUUUAGUUUUUCAUGUAGAUUUUUGCUGUAAUAUAGUUGAAAAACUUUUUUUUUUCCUUAGUUGAGAAAUUGUGUGGUUAUAGAAUUGUUUGAAUUUUCAACUCAAUUAAACACUAGAUUUUGAACUUUCGAGUUUGGUAUGGAUUUUGAUGGAUACAUCAAUUAAUAAUUAACAGCUGGUUUGAAUGAGAGAUGUGGCGUACGCUAGCAAAUGCGUUCAUGAAGAUGGUGUCACCUUGUUGGAGAUCUUCGGCUAAAGGCGAUGAUAGCAGAGAUAGAAAUGGUAGAAUAAAUGGGUUGUUAUGGUAUAAAGAUUUAGGUGAAAAUUUAAAUGGUGAAUUCUCAAUGGCAGUAGUUCAAGCCAAUAGUAUGUUGGAAGACCAGAGUCGAAUCGAAUCAGGGCCAUUGAGUUCAUGUGAUUCGGGUCCGCAAGGGACGUUUGUAGGAAUCUAUGACGGUCAUGCAGGACCAGAGGCUUCACGCUACUUAAACGAGCAUCUGUUCUCAAAUCUGAAGAGAUUAGUGUGGGAGCAACAGGGAAUGUCAGGUGAUGUUAUUCACAAAGCGUUUAUAGAAACAGAAGAGGGAUUCCUUUCUCUUGUAAGGAAACAAUGGUUGAGUAGACCACAAAUCUUGUCAGUAGGCUCAUGUUGUGUAGUAGGAAUCAUUUGCAGCGGAACAUUAUACGUUGGAAAUGCUGGAGAUUCUCGACUAGUUCUAGGAAGACUUGAGAAGGCUACUAGGCAAGUUGUAGCAACUCAAUUAUCAACAGAGCACAAUGCAAGUAUCGACAGUGUGAGAGAAGAGAUGCGAACAUUGCAUCCUGAUGACCCGCAGAUUGUGGUUUUGAGGCAUAAAGUUUGGCGUGUUAAGGGUAUUAUACAGGUCACGAGAUCCCUCGGUGAUGCUUAUUUGAAGAAGGCAGAGUUCAACAGAGACCCUCUCCAAUCCAAGUUUAGACUGCCACCCUUUGACAAACCGCUUCUCAGACCUGAUCCGUCGAUACUAGUCCACAAACUCAAACCCCAAGAUCAGUUUCUCAUAUUUGCAUCCGAUGGCUUAUGGGAACACCUAAGUAAUCAAGAAGUCGUUGACAUUGUCCAUCACAAUCCUCAUAACGGAAUCGCUAAGAAACUAGUUAAAAGUGCGCUUCAACGAGCAGCGAAGAAAAGGGAGAUGAGAUAUUCAGAUCUAAAGAAGAUCGAUCGAGGAGUAAGAAGACAUUUUCAUGAUGAUAUUACUGUAGUAGUUCUUUUUCUAUCUCCUAAUGUUAUCAGUAAAGCGUUAUUUCGCACACCUACGGUCUCCAUGAGAGGCGGCGGCGGCCCUACACAUCUAAACACACAUCUCAAAUGCUAGUAGUAUGCAACAAGAGUCAUAUACAAUCUUCCAUCUUCCUUCGGAUUUUCAUAUUGUAUCAAGGAAGUCAUAGAAAAUGAAUCUUCUGAUGUGUGCUGGGAUUCCCAUGAAUAUAUUUCUGCACUCAAGAAAAUCCAAAAAGAAAAAGAGUAUAGAAAUUGUUCCUUAAACGCAGGAACAUGCCUCUCAAAAAUGAUUAUCUUGUUUAUUUGUAUUUCCUGGUUGGUUGUUAUUUUGUAAUUAUUGCCUGUAAUGGCUAAAUAAAACAUUAUAGUAACUCGAGCGGUUGGAAGUUUGAGCCACUAUAUGAUAGUCUGGCUUUAGGUUAGAAUCCUUUUUGAGCCACUAUAUGAUGGUCUGGCUUUAGGUUAGAAUCCCUGCCCACAGUUUGCUUUUCAAUCUGAAAUUCAUUCCCAUGCUAUAGAGAAACGAUGCAACUUUUAUUUCACUGUAAAAUGAACCAGAUGAAGGGUAUGGUAAAAGCAUAUUCAAAUUUGAAUUA